UGCUCUGAGAUGGAACAUCAUGACCACAGCUUUAUUUACUCGCUAAUCUUUUUAAAAUAUGAUUGAGCGCUUCGCCGUGUCUCGGUCCUCACUGACCUCGCUGCUGUUGUCUGAAUGCCUGUAGAAGUGUGUGUCUCGAUGUUCAUAUUUGUUUGCAUCUCAGUUUGCGUAUGUGUCUUGCUCUCCAUACUCCCUGGCUUGUGUUUGCCGGUGCCUGAUAGCCCAUAUCCUGUAUUUGUGCAGCAUAAGUUGAAGUCUUCACAGCGGGACAAGGUGCGGCAAUUCAUGUCCUUCACUCAGGCUGGGGAGAAGACAGCCGUGUACUGCCUGACACAGAAUGACUGGAAACUAGAGGUGGCUACAGACAACUACUUCCAAAAUCCAGAGCUCUACUGUAAGGAAUCCAUGAAAACUUCUGUAGACCGGAAAAGGUUGGAGCAGCUCUACAAUCGCUACAAAGAUCCCCAGGAUGAGAAUAAGAUUGGAAUUGAUGGGAUCCAGCAGUUUUGUGAUGACCUUUCGCUGGACCCAGCCAGCAUCUCUGUCUUGGUUGUGGCAUGGAAGUUUCGCGCAGCCACCCAAUGCGAGUUCAGCAAAAAGGAGUUUUUGGAUGGCAUGACAGAACUGGGGUGUGAUAGCCCUGAGAAACUGAAGGCUCUUUUGCCAAGACUAGAACAGGAGCUCAAAGAUAGUGGCAAGUUCAAGGACUUCUAUCAGUUCACCUUUAACUUUGCUAAAAAUCCUGGGCAGAAGGGUCUCGAUUUAGAGAUGGCUGUAGCCUAUUGGAACUUGGUUCUCACAGGACGCUUUAAGUUCCUGGAUCUCUGGAAUAGAUUUCUAUUGGAACACCAUAAACGAUCAAUUCCAAAAGACACGUGGAAUCUGCUGUUGGACUUUGGUAACAUGAUUGCAGAUGACAUGUCGAAUUAUGAUGAGGAAGGUGCAUGGCCCGUCCUCAUAGAUGAUUUUGUGGAAUUUGCUCGACCGAUUGUGACAGGAUCCAAGCGCAAAACACUCUAAAUCAAAUUGCCAGCCUGGACAACCAGAACUUUGCUUCCUUCACAGAGACUUUGUAGUUUUUUUAAAGACUUGUACAAAAAGGAAAAAAAAUCAUAGGCUUCAGAGAGAGAGAGAAAAAAAACAGAAGCACUUAUUAUCAGGAAACCACCUAUUAGGAAGAUGAGCAAAAACACUGAAAACAACUGGGUGGACUUCUCCUGUCCUCACACGACUGAGGCAUCAUGAGGACAUUGCCAGAUUUUCCUCUGUUGUUCCUGUUGGAAUUUCAGCAUCCCAGGCAAACCCUCUCCUCAGCUUCAGGAGGAGCCCCAAUCUGUCUGGCAUUGCUGCUGCCUCUCGAAUGGAGAUGGACAGAACUCUUAGGGGAGUGCACUGGCUUUGAACUAAGGGACUAAACAGGAGGCAUGCGUGUGUGUUUAAGGUUUUGUUCUUGUUCGUCUGCUUUGUGGUGUUAUACAAAGCUCUGAAAGAUGGUGGGAAGAUCCUGUCUUUACUCUGACUUUGGGGCAGAGUGCUCACUACACCAGCGCCAACAGAACUGCUGCAGUUGUCACUGUAUAUACUGUAUCUAUUAAGACAGUUUACAAAGAGACCUAUAUGAAGAAUAAUAUAAAUGCUACCUUUAUAAAUGCAAAAUAUGACUUUUUUUGUGUACACUUAAGUGUUGAACUCUCAUGGGAUGCCCUAAUGUCAUUUGAAUGAUUCGCUGUAGAUGUAGCCGUCAGAGGGAUCUAUCAAGUCGUGAAAUUGUUGAGCUACUCGUAUUGAAAGCAUGUUAACCACAUUUAUGUUCACCUCUGUCAGGCUCAGCAAAUAAAUUUGCCAUUUUAGUAAAGACAGUGCUUCGGUUUACAUAUUUGUUCAUGAUUUGCAGGAUUCUAAUCUUCUCAUUUGCUAGCCUGUCAAUGUGAGCUCAUGAAUUGUUAACAAUGUACAAAUGUCCGGUGUUUGUCAGACAAAACAAGUAUUUGAAAACAUUUUGGUGUCCCGGUGUCAGAAAUACCUGAGACCUCUAAAUUUGACCAUCCAAAUGUGUCGGUAGUGAAGCAUGGUUUGUUGUUAAACCUUAAGAAUGUUUGGCCUCCUAGCCACAGAAUUCUGGAACGUUUCCCUUCUCUAAAUUUGCAAGUGUUGAGGAAAGCUUUCAUUUUCAUUCCAAUUUUCCCCUGGAAAAGCAAAAACAAUCAAACCUUAACCGUCUAUGAGAAAUGUGGUAUUGAUGCUCCAGCUGUUGCAGUUGCGUGGUACAUAUCAAUCAAUCAAUCAAUCAAGUUGAAUUUUAUAUAGCGCUUUUAUAGCUGCAACAGCCACUCAAAGCUGUGUUAUGUUCUGCAGCACGUAAAAGUCCAGGUUCAAGCAGCCAGGACCCUUCAGGGUAUCAAAAUGAAAUGAAAUGUUAUGCCUAUGGAUGGAGUACACAGCUAUCAAAUUAUUUGUUCAACUUUUAAGCAUUUAAAACCACCUGUUGAGUAUUCCUGCAGACAGUGCAAAUGGGAAUAUGUUAUUAAUCCAUCAUGUAAGCAGCCUUUACAUUUUGUUAAAUCAAAAUAGGCCGGAAUAAAGCAUGAUUUUUCUCGUAAUCAGACAUGUAUUAAGCCUUAUUCUUAUUGAUGAGACAGAUAACAGACAUUGUGUAAGUUACAUCUCAUUCAUAUUUACACACGUUUAUGUCCACAUCAACUCAAAACAUGUUGACAUGUUUGAUUUGUAUUUGCUGCUCUGUUUUCAACUGUCUCGACUUCACAUAACAGCAGUUGGACAUUGUCAAGUGAGGCCUUGUGUGUUUAAUCUUCUAAAGCUCACUUAAAAACUUUAAGAUUAAUUUCAGUGUUUACCAUCAUGACAGCUUAAACUGGCAUCGGAGUUUCUGCCAAAAGCAACAGGCAGAUAUUAA
Messenger RNA from Lampris incognitus (smalleye Pacific opah), 2914 nucleotides. It is a transcript of the gene dcun1d2a, whose product is annotated as DCN1, defective in cullin neddylation 1, domain containing 2a. Gene Ontology annotation, cellular component: ubiquitin ligase complex. NCBI's taxonomy places the organism in Eukaryota, Metazoa, Chordata, Actinopteri, Lampriformes, Lampridae. Gene Ontology annotation, molecular function: ubiquitin conjugating enzyme binding; cullin family protein binding; ubiquitin-like protein binding. The record is from RefSeq and is a predicted model, not a curated record. Gene Ontology annotation, biological process: protein neddylation; positive regulation of ubiquitin-protein transferase activity. Bases 115 to 1020 code for a protein of 301 amino acids. The transcript is spliced from 6 exons.